Bipolaris victoriae FI3 is the source of this 3534-nucleotide messenger RNA. RefSeq lists its product as hypothetical. The record is from RefSeq and is a predicted model, not a curated record. NCBI's taxonomy places the organism in Eukaryota, Fungi, Ascomycota, Dothideomycetes, Pleosporales, Pleosporaceae. Gene Ontology annotation, molecular function: protein binding; histone H3K4 methyltransferase activity; nucleic acid binding. The transcript is spliced from 3 exons. The coding region runs from base 1 to 3534 and encodes 1177 amino acids. Gene Ontology annotation, cellular component: Set1C/COMPASS complex.
AUGUCGCGCUCUGGUCACAACAAUUCACUGCACGCCCUCACACCCUUGACCAGCUCAGAUUCUUCUCCGCCUGGCAAGUUGCCCAGCCCGCGGUCUUCCAAGCUCUCACAUGAGACGAUGCACGCGACCUCAUCCUCCCUACGCGCCGCCCCAUCGAGCGCAUCCAACAAUGUCGCCGACACCAUUACACCCAUAAACACUCCGCCCGAGUCACGCAGAUCCGUCUUCCCGGCCGACGGCGUGCUGGGCCAGCGCUCCACCUACGAUGCACAGCUUGACCCAAAACUCGAUAGACGGGCGAGGGCGAAGGGAACGGCGAAAUAUAGUACAAUACUGGACAAGGGCGACGCAUCUCCUCCUCCCGACCCGCGCCUGGCCAUUGCCGGCUAUACCACCGGGAACUAUGUCAUUAAGACUUCUUUCACAGGUGCCCCGAAAUCGAAACUCAGGAUAGCGCCCUAUGUAGCCAAGCCCUACUCUUUCGACCAGCGCAUAUCAUGUGGUCCAGGACCUGCGACCCAAGUGGUCGUCACAGGAUUUGAUCCUCUGACUCCAGAUGUCCAGCUCCGCAGUUUCUUCUCCGCCUACGGUGAGGUAGAGACUGUGCACAACCAAGUACACCCCGACAAUGGCAGUCCACUUGGGAUAUGUUUGGUCAAAUUUCGCGACACUCCGCCCGGUCGUGGCACUACUGGUAUGAAAGCCAGUACCUCGGCAAAAAGAGCUGAGCGAGAAGGCACCAACCAGCGUCUUGCUCAGCACACGAUCAAGGUACAAUCGGAUCGCGAAGGUCGAAGAUGUUCAAAAUUGGUGGAUGUAGCAGUGCAGCAAAGCCGCAAGGAAGAAGAGAAGCUACGAGCCAAGUAUGCUACGAAAACAGCCGCGCCCACCGCUCCUGCAAACUUUGACCUGCCAGCCAAUGUUCCAAAGGGACCCUCUGGGAAGGGCGCUCGUCCACCGAUGCCGAUGAUGCGGGAACCGUUGACACGAAAAGCAGCGCUUUCGUACCUCAUCGAGCGAGAGCCGAUCAAACCCACGCUGAAACGAAAGCCUUAUAUCUUCAUCGCACACGCAUACGUACCUGUCCUCAGCACCACGAUUGAACAUUUGAAGAAGCGAUUGAAGAACUUCCGGUGGUCUUCGGUACGAUGCGACCAAACAGGUUAUUAUGUGACAUUUGAAGAAUCGAAGCGCGGCGAGGACGAGACGGUUCGAUGCUACAAGGAGUGCCACAUGCAGGCUCUGUUCACCUAUGUCAUGAACAUGGAAUGUAACCAAUAUGGCGAUCCCAACUAUGAACGAAGUCCUAGUCCCGAGCGUGUAAUUGCCGACAAAAAGCGAAAGGCUAUGGAGAAGCGAAUAGAAGAGGAAGAGGCAGAGGACCUGGAGUGGGAAAAGAAGCAGAGGGCAGACUCACUGGACCCUGUACGGGCUGCGUUGGACGUUCUGAAGCAGGAGUUGCAGGAAAAGCUUCUUGGAGACAUCAAGACUAAACUUGCCGCGCCUACGAUACUCGAACUACUGGACCCUGAGUUGCACGUCGAGAAGCGCCGAAAGUACAACAUCCCGGGUCCGCCAAAGAAGGACGAGGAUGUUCGACCCCCAGCGCUGCUCGCUCCAGGCUUUGAUGCUUUCGGUGCAGGUACUCCGCGAGGUCGCAAUGGAGGCCUUGGUGGCCGUGGUGGUCGUAGAGGAUUUGGUGCUUAUGACCCCAGCACGAGACGUGGAAAGAAACCUCCGAAGGUUGUCAAUGCGUUUGCCGACGAACGAAGAAAGGCAUCUGCGCCCAAGCCUCGUGUGGCUCGUGGUUUGCAUCGCCAAAUGCUUGAAAUGUUUGAACCAGAAGAAUCCGAUGACGAAAACCGCAGCCAGUUGACACGCGGCACCGAGGAGCAAGAGAGCAGACCUAUUAGCCGAGCUCCUUCUACGGACAUCGAAGAUGAAGUGGAAGAGUCGUCGAGAGCUCAUCGUGCCAAGCGACGUCGCAUUGAGACUGGUUGGGGUGAAGAGAGUGAUGAGGAGAUGGACGAUUCGCACGCGAGAAGUUUGCUUGCUCACUGUAUUCACAAAGACCCUGAAAACAUGGCGGAGAAAGAGCUGGAACAAGUUCUCGCAAUUCUCCCACGCUCAUCGCCAAUCUGGAAGAAGGCCGACAAAGCGCUCAAGGGUUUCAGAAGGCUGCGGAAGAUUGAACAAGAGGCAGACGUCAUCUUUGGUGUCGAAGGAAGCCCGAUGGACAAGACGGAGCCCGAAGUAAUUGUCACUCAAGAUGAAGAGGCCAACAAGUCUAUCGAGACUACAGAACUUCCCGAAACACUGACAUCGCUCAAGAAGAAGGCUGCCAAGCCAAAGAGAAAGACCAAGAAGCAACUUCAGGAAGAAGCAAAGGCUGCAAAGGUGGAAGUUACGGAGAUUGAAGUACCUGCGGAAGAGGAGGCACCUGAAGUCAAGGAGGUUGCGGAGAUCGCUGAAGAGGCAGUGGUUGAGGAAACUACUCCAGAGCAAGAUGAGCGGGCCUCUUCUGUCUGCUGGAGCAUAUCCCAUGACAUACCUCGCAAGACAGUUGAUGACGACUUUAGCGUUGUCAUGGACAUUGAUGGUUGGCAACAUCUGCUCAAGGAUGAAGAAGAUUUGCGUCUUCUCAAGCAAGCCGUUGAAUCUAUCGCUCCCGCCAGUAUCGGAGACGCUCAAUCGUGGGCCUGGAAGCAAAAGUCCAUUAAGCAUCUCAACCGUAAUGGCCAGGAGGGUGUUUCCCGCACUGAGACCAAGAUUGAAGGAUACUACGUCCCCAACGCAACUGGCUCAGCUCGUACAGAAGGUAUCAAGAAGAUUCGCGAAUCCGAAAAGUCGAAAUACCUGCCUCAUCGUAUUCGCGUACAAAAGGAGCGCGAAGAACGCCAACGUCGUGCCAAGCAAGAAGAGCGAAGCGUCGUGUCGGUUGAAGGCUUUAAAUUCCAGACAAGUGCCAACAAGGCGUCGACCGCAAACUCGCGUGCCAACCGUGCCAACAACCGCCGCAUGGUCAACGACAUUAAUAUCUCCAAGAACCUUUCUGGAGCUGAGGGUGACGCUCUCCGCUUCAAUCAGCUCAAGAAGCGCAAGAAGCUGGUCAAGUUCGACCGUUCAGCCAUCCACAACUGGGGUCUGUACGCCCAGGAACCGAUUGCCGUCAACGACAUGAUUAUCGAGUACGUUGGUGAAAAGGUCCGACAGCGUGUGGCCGAUCUCCGAGAAGCCAAGUACGACAUGCAAGGCGUGGGAUCAAGUUACCUAUUCCGAAUUGACGAAGAUACGGUCAUUGAUGCGACAAAGAUGGGCGGUAUUGCCCGUUUUAUCAAUCACUCUUGCACGCCCAAUUGCACAGCCAAGAUUAUCCGCGUCGACAAUACCAAGCGUAUUGUCAUUUAUGCGUUGAGGGAUAUUCAGUCUGACGAGGAACUCACCUACGACUACAAGUUCGAGCGUGAAAUCGAUGCCACGGAUCGUAUUCCUUGUCUCUGCGGCUCAAUCGGUUGCAAGGGCUUCCUUAAUUAG